Microthlaspi erraticum is the source of this 669-nucleotide messenger RNA. The record is from the annotation of a GenBank genome assembly. NCBI's taxonomy places the organism in Eukaryota, Viridiplantae, Streptophyta, Magnoliopsida, Brassicales, Brassicaceae.
AUGGGUGCUUCAUCUUCGACGGAUAACAAAGAGUCACCGGAAAAGCGAGAAAUCGAAAGCCUUGCCGCUUCCACCGGAGCUCUCCCUUUACUUCAACGCUCUUUCUCCAAUCUCGCCGAUUCUCAAACCAACACAGUCUCUUUCCAAUCCUUCAAGCAAAGUUUCUGCUUGAGCUACAACACAACCACUUCCGAAGGAAACCAGAAAAUCCCAGAUUCAUUCCCCAGCUUAUUGGAGCAAUUAGGAUCAUCUUUAGUAGAUUUGUUCUUCGUCCCUGAGAAAGGAGGAGAAUUGAGUUGGGUCGAAUUCGCUAAAGGCUACGUCAAAUGCUGCGGAAGAAUGUCAGCUUCAAUGUCAUUCAACACUCUGUUGAGGCUCUUCCACGUGACAUCCAAAAACGCAGGCCUUUCUUCGAAGCUAGAGUUCGAAUCUGACGAAUCCGAUUGCAAGAUCAACGGCUCGAUUUCGGCGACGGAGCUGCUUACGUUUCUAUGGUUGUGUUGGACAAUGUCUUGGGAUGGUCGAGCCACAAAGUCUUCUGCUGGUGAAUUGUUUCUGCCACAAAGUCUUCUGCUGGACAAUGUCUUGGGAUGGUCGAGCCACAAGGUCUUCUGCUGGAAAGAAAAUUGUUCUCUCUCUUUCUCAGAUGAUCAAUUAAGCCACCAUUAG